Molecule: messenger RNA, 2332 nt
Organism: Paramuricea clavata
Lineage: Eukaryota; Metazoa; Cnidaria; Anthozoa; Malacalcyonacea; Plexauridae
Source: the annotation of a GenBank genome assembly
GAUUAAUAUGGCGACCAGUGCUUGCAGAUCACUUCAUGGGCAACAAUGUUUAUAUAAAUUUAAACCAUGGAUAACCUCGUUAUCUUUCAUUUUUCGUCAAUAUCACGCCGUAACUUUGAACACUAACACAUGUUGUUUCAGUGGAACAUUUUGGAAGAGCCAUGAACGAACGAACCGUUUAACAAAGAAUUAUUUUUCAAACAAGCCUCAUAGAGUGUCUGUUGUAGUAUCGCGUGGACCCCUCAAGUGGAUUUCAAAUAAAUUUAAACUUUUCUUAGUGAAUUCCUACUUUGAUGCAGAUUUUGAUGAAGAAACGUUUCUUGAAGGCGCUAAACAGGUUCCAAUGCAUUUGUGUAAAUGUGUUUAGACUGCAAGCAGAGUGAUCUCAAUGAAACAAGCUAAAUAGGGAUGCAACUGCCUGUCUACCUGAAAAUAUAUAUAAAUAUAAGGAGAAUUUACUCCAGAUGCUAGUAAACUUCAGAUGAAGGGCCUUCGCUCAAAACGUCGAAUUCUCCUUAUAUAUUUUCAGGUAGUUGAAUCCCUCCCAAUGAAAGCCUUGCAAAGCUUGUUCAUUUCAUUGACACUGCACUGACAAAGACAGUUUAAGAUUGAUCUCAAUGGAGGCUCUGCCGUGUGUUACAGUAUAUCAGUUUCACUUUCAUAUUUUUUCCAGGCUGUAAUCACCGUAUCAGCUUUGGUAUCAGAAAGAAAAUUCAAUAAACUUCAGGGAUUGUUGACUUGUGAGGUGUGUGGCCUAGUGGCAGAUGCUUCAUAUUGCUGCAAGUUGCAGUUCUUUAAAACGUUAACUUAGUUACUGUCGUUCCAAUUGAAGUGUUCCUCAAAUAUUGAUUCAAUACAUUACCUCAGGUUGACCAAUUCAUUUCGUCAAGUUCCUCGAGAUAUUCAUACACUUCCUGCGAAAGAGCCAAUUCCAAGUAUUUGAUCAUUUCUGGUCACUUCCUUUCUAUUUAUGAUUGGUUAGUUGCACAAACAACAAAGGUGAUUGGUGCAUUCAAACUAUUCAACAGGAAGUUUACAAUUAUAAUAGGAAGUGUAUGAAUAUUUUGAGGAACUUGAUCAAAUGAAUUGGUCAGCCCGAGGUAAUGUAUUGAAUCAAUAUUUGAGGAACACUUCAAUUGGAACGACAGUAAUAAUAUGCAUUGGAACGUUUCAGGCAAUUGAAAAUUUAAAAGAUGAAAUGUUGAAUAAUGUUGAAUCAUAUCGUAUUACAAUGGAUGAUAUUCUUCAAACAAAUAUUCAUGAUAUUGGAUUUCAAUAUGACGAAGCAGGUAGUUAACUGUUUGCUUGAAUUGUGACUAUGCAAUGUUCUUCAAAUGCACUUGAAAUACAACCCCCUGUUGCUUAAAUGGUCAAUGGUCUAGUAUUUUUAUUUUGUAGAAAAAGGUAAAAAAUGGCUUCAUGUCACGGUGUCAUACAUAUGUCAAGGUGUUGAGCAGAAGGAACGUGCAAAUACAACACUUGUGAGAAUUCCACUGCCACGCAUCACACGAUUCAGGUAAGAUGCAGGGAAUAUUUGUAUUAAAACUAGUUUGUAUUAAUGCUUCAUGUCUAUUAUUAUCUCAUUUCAGUUUUCGUAAAGAGUGCACCACUGGAGUGGAAGAUGAUUGGAUAAUUACCCAAGUUAUAAACUUUAAACAAGACCAGUGGCGGAAACUAGGGGGAGGGCAAGGGGGAUAAUUUUAGCUAGCUUUCAUGUUGAAAAAUGUGACCAAUGUGAAAAAUGUGACCGGAUGACAUAAAACAUCACAAGUAUAGGUGCACUUUGACCUUUAGAAUCGAUUUCUGGCAUUUCCAGAGUCAUAUGAUACAAACAUUGCAUUGUUUUGACGUUUUUCUAGUUGGGAUCAGAAAUGGAAAUACCAUGAUAAAAGAUUCAAACUUGAAGAUACAAGCUCGAAAAUGACACUCCCCCCCCAACGUUUCACAAAGUUUCUGCCACUGAACAAGACACAGUUAGAUGACAGAUUUACUUAACAUCAGUUGAACUGUCAGUCUUGGUAUCUUGCAACUGGUCUGAAGAUGGCAAUAUUCAAGAAUCUCAUGCGAACGUAAACAGCUUGUCUCAGCUGUCUGUAUAACACUGUAGAGCCUAGAGUCUUGGAAAAACACCCUGAACUGUAGUAUGCCCAACACGAGACCAAGGGAUUGUACAUCAACUUUAUAUGAAGUGCUGCUUUUUUUAUGAUAGUUUUGUAUAUAUUCAUGUAACAAAAUUAAAAGUUUGUAAGACACAAUAUAUAUACUACAUGAUUUUUGACACAUUGAAAGUGCAGAUUUGAGAAAAAGCAAUUGAAAUUACUUUGCCGCAUUA